AUGACUAAGAAAGUACUUUUAUUGGGUUCUGGGUUUGUUGCCAAACCAACCGUUGAUAUUUUAGCUGAAACAUCCGAUGUUGAAGUCACAGUAGCCUGCAGAACAUUAAACAAGGCUAAAGAAAUGGCUGGCACAAAUGCCGAAGCAAUUUCAUUAGACGCUACAGAUGAAGAUGCUUUGGAAUCAGAAAUAGCUAAGUUUGAUUUGGUAAUUUCUUUAAUUCCAUAUGUUUAUCACGUCAAUGUCGUAAAGGCUGCUAUUAAGACGAGAAAACAUGUAGUUACUACUUCUUAUAUCAGUCCUAAAUUAAAGGUUUUGGAAAAGCAGAUUGAAGAUGCGGGAAUUAUUGUGAUGAAUGAAAUAGGUUUGGACCCCGGUAUUGAUCAUCUAUAUGCUGUUAAAACGAUCGAGGAAGUUCAUCAACAAGCAGGGCAAAUCAAGUCGUUCCAUUCAUAUUGUGGUGGCGUACCAGCACCAGAAAGUUCCGAUAAUCCACUAGGACUUAAAUUUUCUUGGUCCCCAAGGGGAGUGAUAUUGGCUUUAAGAAAUACUGCAAGAUACUGGCAAAAUGGCGAGAUUCAGCAAGUUGAAUUCAAAGAUUUGAUGGCUACUGCUGAGCCCUACCUCAUCUAUCCCGGAUUUGCCUUUGUUGCUUAUCCUAAUCGAGACUCAACUGCUUAUAAAGAUUUGUAUAACAUCCCCGAAGCUGAAACGGUCAUAAGGGGGAAUUUAAGGUUCCAAGGAUUCCCGGAGUUUAUCCAAGUUCUAAUCGACAUUGGAAUCCUAACUGACAAUGGCUCUGAAGCGUUUACCAAGCCAAUUCCAUGGAAAGAAGCCAUUUCCAUUUUGGUUGGAGCGCAAAACUCUGACGAGUCCGCCGUUAUUUCCAGAAUCGAGUCACUCACCACUUUCGCCAACGAGCAAGAUAAAGCUCGGACGCUCAGUGGGUUGAGAUGGCUCGGACUAUUCUCGGAUACUCCCAUCACCGCCAGGGGAAACCCACUAGACACUUUCUGCGAAACCUUGGAAGAACUAAUGCAAUACAAGGAAGGCGAACGGGAUAUGGUUUGCUUGCAGCACAAGUUUGGUAUCCAAUGGGCUGAUGGCUCCAAAGAAACCAGGACCUCUACUUUGGUUGAAUACGGUGACGUGAAGGGUUACUCUGCUAUGGCAAAAUUAGUCGGUACCCCCUGUGCAGUUGCAGCUCAGCAAAUUUUGGACGAAACCAUCAGCAAGCCGGGCCUCCUCGCACCAAUGUCCUCUGAAAUCAAUGAUCCUCUCAGGGAAACCUUAAGAGAUAAAUAUGGUAUAUCCUUAGCUGAGAAAACAAUAAACUUUUGA
Messenger RNA from Hyphopichia burtonii NRRL Y-1933, 1341 nucleotides. RefSeq names its product Saccharopine dehydrogenase. Bases 1 to 1341 code for a protein of 446 amino acids. NCBI's taxonomy places the organism in Eukaryota, Fungi, Ascomycota, Pichiomycetes, Serinales, Debaryomycetaceae. The record is from RefSeq and is a predicted model, not a curated record. The transcript has a single exon. Gene Ontology annotation, molecular function: saccharopine dehydrogenase activity. Gene Ontology annotation, cellular component: cytoplasm.